Molecule: messenger RNA, 3663 nt
Organism: Sorex araneus (European shrew)
Lineage: Eukaryota; Metazoa; Chordata; Mammalia; Eulipotyphla; Soricidae
Gene: ZNF365
Product: zinc finger protein 365
Exons: 6
Coding region: 362-1585 (407 amino acids)
Biological process (GO): telomere maintenance; regulation of double-strand break repair via homologous recombination; regulation of neuron projection development
Cellular component (GO): centriolar satellite
Source: RefSeq, a predicted model, not a curated record
AUCCUGAGCCCGUGCCCGCUCCCCUGCUGGGAGAGGUGCACCGGGCAGCUGGGCAGGGCCAAGGUGUCCCUCCAGGACCCCAGCGGGCGUUCGCUCUGGGAGGGCGCGAAUCCCCAGCAGCUGGCAGCACCGCCCCCGCUGGCCCGCGCCACGCUCCGCCCUGGCCGCCGCUCGUCCGGGCGCGGGGGUGCGGGGAGGCGGGAGGGGGCCCGGUUCAGCCUGAUUUACGGCUCUGCUGAAAACCGCUUCGCUCCCGCAGCAGCAGCACCGGCCGCCGCCGCAGCAGCAGCAGCAUUAGCCGCAGCAGCAGCAGCAGCGGCAGCAGCAGUGGCUGCAGCAACAAGUCGGGACUCUCAGAGUAAUGCAACAGAAGGCUUUUGAGGAAAGCAGAUAUCCCUGGCAGGAAUCCUUGGAGAAUGUUGCUGUGUGCCUACCAUUCCGCUGCCCAAGGUGUGGAGACCAUACCAGAUUUCGAAGCCUGUCAUCGUUGAGGGCCCACCUAGAAUUCAGUCACAGCUACCAGGAAAGAACACUCUUGACAAAAUGCAGCCUCUUUCCAUCCCUCAAAGACACAGACCUCGUCACUUGUUCAGAACCCCUGAAACAAGGAAAAUUACAAUGCAGUGGCAAUGUGGUGAAGCAGAAACCCAGCUAUGUUAACUUGUAUAGUUUUGCACACGAGCAGUCCCAGGACAGGAAGCCUUUCGAGGUGGUGGCAGAGAGACCUGUGUCCUAUGUGCAGACCUAUACUGCAGUGGACCUGCGUGCAGACUCGCUGGAUGGACUGCAGUCAAGUCCUGGACUUCCCACCUCAGACACCAAAGCUUCUUUCGAGGCCCACAUCAGAGAAAAAUUUAAUCGGAUGGUGGAAGCUGUAGACCGGACCAUUGAGAAGAGAAUCGAUAAGCUCACCAAAGAGUUAGCCCAGAAAACUGCUGAACUGUUGGAAGUCAGGGCCGCUUUUGUACAGCUGACUCAGAAAAAGCAGGAAGUUCAAAGAAGGGAGAGAGCCCUGAACAGACAGGUGGACGUAGCUGUGGAAAUGAUUGCUGUGCUCAGGCAACGCCUGACGGAAUCCGAGGAGGAGCUUCUCAGGAAAGAAGAAGAAGUUGUGAGUUUCAACCAUUUCCUGGAAGCAGCUGCUGAGAAGGAAGUUCAAGGGAAAGCUCGUCUGCAGGAUUUCAUUGAGAAUCUGUUGCAGCGGGUGGAGUUGGCAGAAAAGCAGUUAGAGUUCUACCAGAGCCAGCAAGCCUCGGGCCUAUGCCGUGACAUCAGUGAGCAUGUGCUUACAGAUAUCUCUUCAAAUAGGAAACCCAAAUGCUUAAACCGAGGACAUCCACAUUCUGGAUGUAAUCACCUGGAUCUCAAGACCCAUUUUCAUCCAAAAGGAAGGAGCUACCUGAAAAAAGCCAAGGAUGACAGAGCCAGCAUGCAGCCUGCUAAGUCCAUUCACGAGCAGCCAGAGUCCCCAAGAGAACUCUGUAGACCACCAAAGAAAGGGGAGCCUCUGGGGUUCAGCCGGAAAGGCAAUAUCAGACCCAAAAUGGCCAAGAAAAAGCCAGCUGCAAUUGUGCACAUCAUUUGAUAGGCUCUUUCUAUUGCUGUGGACGAGAAGCUAACUCACCAUCAGCACCGCUGUUCGUUCAGGGGCACACAGCUGAAGGCCAGUGGAGUGCACAUUGUGAACCAUCUUGAGGACGUGGAAAUGUUUGAACCUCGGUUCUCUCCCAAGACUGCUUCCCUGGUGGUGUUGUCAGCAGCCUCUCUGUUCCGUGCAGCAUGACUUUCUCCCUACUGACCCAGCUGUUCCACUCACUGCCCUUUCUGUGGCUCUGUCACGAGUACAGUAUGCAUUCUUACCUUUCAACCAAGCUGCUGUGGAGUUCACUGCCCACUGCUUUCUAAAGUAGCUUCUGAAAUACACGCACAUGUGGGAUCCAGAAUCCGAGCCUGUCCUUUGCUUCCCUCCCUAAAAUGACCUUUGUUUCCACAAAAACCAUAUGUGAAGAAUCUUCUGCUUUAUGGUUUUCUUCAUGAAUGAAUUUCUGUGCUACUCUUUGUUGCUGUUGUUUUUUAAAUUUGGCAAUUUUGGCAGAUUUGUAGUUUUCAAGUGCUGACACCCUUCUGGAAACAAGAACAAUGAAGUCCACAAAUAUAUACAUAUAUACAUAUAUAACAUAUAAAAUAUAUGUCAAGUAUAUUAAUAAUUUAUUUUUAAAUACUCCAAAAUGUGUAUGUUUGUGGUGGGUGGGUUUUAAAUGCUAUGUGUUAGUUCAUGUAAAUUGAAAUCUCCUGUUUUAAAAAUUAAAACUGCAACCUAAUUAAAAUUAAUAGAAUUAUAAUUGUUACUGCAAUAAGCAUCAGCUUAGUAGUUAAUUAAAAAUAGGCAGUAAAGCAAUUACUUAAAAUGCCAGUAAACUUAAAAGUUCACUUAUUGUUAUACAAACAUUUGAACCUAUUACAGUGGCCAUGUUGAUUUUUGAAACUUCACUCUUGACUUUUGGCUCAUGGGUAGGUCAUACAUGGUGGUGUUUAGGUAACUAUCAAAUGGAAAAACGUUGCUGUGAAUAUCACUGUUUAGGCUAACGUUGUAAAAUUGUAAUAAUUAUUAUUUGUGGAAUUAACCUCCUCCAAAGUUAUUUAUUAUUGAUAUUUAAAACAUGAUUGCACUUUAGCUUUUUAAAUACUAAAAAAUUGACUGUAUUGCAUGCUUUUGUCUUGUAAUGUGUGUGUGCAAAGAUGAAAACUUGAUUUGAAAACUGGUAUAGCCAGGGUUUAUUUUCAUUUUAUUUAAUGUAACCUACACUUUCAAUUUUUAUCUAAUAUGCCUAGAGAGCUUACUUCCUCUCACUGACAGUGGUACCCAGUAACCUUCAGAAAGCGGCAUAAAGUCAUCACUCUUAUCUACAUUACACAAGACAAGUUAUCUUUAAGAUUUAUUGUACUAAAAACAAUGCUUUAAGUUUCGACUAAAUUCAUACCUUCACACAAGGAAGUAUAUUUUGUAUGUUGUACUUCCUUAGAGAUAGAGGUCUGCUGUUGAAACAUGGGGGCUGGCUCACUCCAUGGAAUACUCCAUUUACUUGCCGUGGCCUAAGCUGUGUGCCAUGUUCCACGGGUUUUUUGCUUUGUUUUGUUUUGGGGGGGUCAUGCCCAGCAGCGCUUAGGGCUUAUUCCUGGCUCUGCACUCAGGGAUCACUCCUGGCAGGCUCGGGGGACCAUAUGGGAUGCUGGGGAUCAAACCCGGGUAGGCCAUGUGCAAGGCAAGUGUCCUACCCACCAUACUAAGCUCCAGCCCCUUGGGUCUUAUUUUUAAAUAUUUCCUUUGUCCCUGUGGACAGUCAACCUUAAAAGUUUUAGUUUUUUUUUUUUUUUCAAUAAAUCACUAACGUUUCUCAGAAAACAUGUUCAGGGUUAAACUGAAGAACGGAUCUAAUUUUAUCUUUUUGUUUUGUAAGGAAGAGAUCUUUAUUUGAACUGUUCUUUCUCUUUUCCUCCAAAUAGGUUACAGAUUCUUAACUGUGAAGUUCAGAUUGUUUAGACACUGGCUUCCAGUAUUAUGCAGGGUCAGUUAAUGUAUAGAAGUUGGAAUAUUGUUCCCAGAAUUUUAAAAGGUUUUUAGAUUAUAAAAUAUUAUAACAAUAAAACUAUAUUUCUGACUAA